Molecule: messenger RNA, 1012 nt
Organism: Cucurbita moschata (crookneck pumpkin)
Lineage: Eukaryota; Viridiplantae; Streptophyta; Magnoliopsida; Cucurbitales; Cucurbitaceae
Product: transmembrane protein 208 homolog
Exons: 5
Coding region: 165-686 (173 amino acids)
Biological process (GO): vacuolar protein processing
Cellular component (GO): intracellular membrane-bounded organelle
Source: RefSeq, a predicted model, not a curated record
UUUAAUAGCAGAUUAGGAUUCGACCACCCCCGGUUUACACGCGAAGCCGAAAUCAGAGGCCUCAUUGUUCUUUCCUCCUCUUCGGAUCAUUCAGACACCCUGCCAUAACUGAGCAAGAUUUUGCUGCAAUUUCACCAAACAAUUUCGGAAUCGAGCCGACAUAGAUGGCAAACCAAGGAGCAAAGAAGCGCAAGGAAGAGAACGCUCGUCAUAUGGCGAAUCUCCGUCGUCUCAUCAUAGCCUGUAACGUUAUCUAUAUCUUGGUUCGAAUGCUGAUUUUUCAUUCAAGUUUCACUUGGAAACACUGGGUUGGUCUGAUUGUCACAUCCGCAGCUUAUUUUAUUCCUUACAACCAACUUGCCAAAAUGGCAGACCCAACAUAUGGUGAUGACGGUGAACUUCUAGAUGGUGGGUUUGAUAUGAGUACUGGUGGAAUUUGUGGCUACAUGCAUGACGUGAUCUACAUUACGAGCUUUGUGCAGAUAAUGUCAAUCCUCUCUGGGAAGUUUUGGUACACCUACCUUGUGAUUCCAGCAUUUGGGGUAUACAAAUCUUCUGGUUUAAUUAAGAGUUUAUUGUCGCACGGUUCAGAGGAUGAACCUGAGGAUGAGAAGACUCGCAAGAAGAGGGAAAAGAUGGAGAAGAAAGCUUCAAGAGUGAAGUUUAUGAAAACCAAGAAUAGAUAAUCUUCUCUUCUAAAUUAAACGGAAUCAACUUAAGUAAUGAGAUGCAAAUUUGAGCAGAUGGACAGCAGACACAGUCAAGUUAUAGGUACCAUUUGAAGUUAGUUUGUGUAUUUUUCUGACUAAUUAUAACAGGAAAAUAAGGGGCAGAAGUAUAUCACUGUAACCUCCAUUCUGUCAACUGAGCUUUUAGAAGUCCCUGUUUCCUCUUUCAAAAUGACAUCACAGGUACACAACUUUUGCAGCUUUGGUUUCCUUUAGAACAGACAGAUCUAGGAGAGGGAUAUCAAAGCAAUAGCUUUAAUCUCUUUUAAAUUUAUUUCUACACA